Messenger RNA from Bipolaris victoriae FI3, 798 nucleotides. RefSeq lists its product as hypothetical. The transcript has 2 exons. NCBI's taxonomy places the organism in Eukaryota, Fungi, Ascomycota, Dothideomycetes, Pleosporales, Pleosporaceae. Gene Ontology annotation, molecular function: transcription corepressor activity; transcription factor binding. The record is from RefSeq and is a predicted model, not a curated record. Gene Ontology annotation, cellular component: nucleus. The coding region runs from base 1 to 798 and encodes 265 amino acids. Gene Ontology annotation, biological process: negative regulation of DNA-templated transcription.
AUGGCUGCCCCAGCGAAGAUUGACCGGCAAACAACCACACCUUUCUUAUUGCGCCUCUUCUUCAAGCAAGGAUCAUUCCACAGGUUAGAUGAGUUCGAUCCGACAUUACCACGUCUUCCAACAAAUGUCCAAAUCUACACAUGGCAAAGCUGCACUCUGCGCGAACUCUGUCAGCUUCUCCUUAGCGCAGUACCAUCAAUGUUACCACAACCAUAUGCUGGAUCUCGCAUCGCAUUCCGACUCGUAUACCCGGACAUUCAAGGCUCCAACCGACCAGGCGCACCAGGCCGGUUUAUAUCGCGAGACAUAGGCUCUGUCAUAGUAGGCGCUCCAUCAAGGAAUGAUGACGUUGACAUGGAAAUGAGUGAGGGAGGAAGUGUUGCGGAAGCUCUCAAGCAGCUGGACGGCGACCCCGACAGAACCCUUGCAGACGUCAAAUUCCUUAUUGGUGAUUAUAUCGCAUGUGCGAUCCUCCCACCAUUGCCCGACGGCGGCGUACCUGCCGCGCCGCCACCACUAUCUGGACCAGGAAGGGGGCCACCGGCAGGCUCGUAUGGUGGACGGGGUAGAGAAAAUGGCUUCGGCGGUCGAGGCGAUUGGGGUGGUUAUGGAAGAGGAGGAAGAGGCGGAGGCGGUAGAUUCGAUGACAGGAGGCUGAGUGGGGGAGGUGUACCAUCAGGCGAAUGGAGAAGAGGCGAAGCACCACCAGAGCGAGAGUCAGGCUUUGGAAGGGGAGGGAGAGGACGUGGAGGUGGGGAUGACUGGCGUGACCGGGGUAGAGGCAGAGGCCGCUGGUAG